GAGAACAGAGUUAAAGAUGUGGAUCCCACAUGGCCUUAUUUCGCUUUCGCAAUCUCAGUCAUGUGUUGGAGGCAUAUAAGCGGGUGUAAAUGCCUCCAUUAGGGUAACAGGAUCGUCGCCUGGUUUUAUUAAUCGUCAGGAUAAUAAAAGGGAAGCAUCAUGCAAGGAGAGAACACUUUUUUAUUUUUUAUGGGUUUUUUUGCCAAAGACAACUCUCGUCAUGUUAAUCGUUAACAUCCGUCACGGGUCUUUAACCUCAUCCGCGAGGCAACAGAGUCAAAUGAAAACAUUUUUUGGCUGUGACAUACGGACACUGUGUCAAGUGUUAAAGUCCAUGUCCAUAAAGGACCUCUCUGAAGUCCUCACGCCAGAAUGAGAAACAUCUUAGUUUAAAUGUUUGCGUUAGAGACCUAAAGCUGAACAAAAGAAGGAGGCAUGAGUGAUGAUGUCAUCCAGUUAAAUCUUGGAGCUUCUCCACAGACAGUGAUUAGUGGGACACAUCACUGGGACAGCAGCAUUUUACUGGAGCACACUUUGUGAUUCACAACAUGCUGUAAUUUGGAUAUCACUGUGCUGGAGACGGUGUCGCCAUGAAGAGCUCCAGCUCCAGAUGGGCCUUCUCCCUGGGCUUCUUGGUGGGUGCCUGCAGCAUCUACUUCUUCCUGCGCCAGGUGUGGUUUGAGAGGAGCUACCCCGUGCUGUCAGAGGCUCAGGAAAAAGCCACAGCGGUGGAGGAGACCCCGAUCAGCUGGAAGAAAGAGGGAGCUGCUCUCAUCAACCUGCUCCACCCUCACCAUGCAGAUGAGGACAGUCGGGUGGCAGAUGUGUUGUACCAGAAGGUACGUGUUCUCUGUUGGGUGAUGACAGGGCCAUAUAACUUGCAGAGCAGAGCCCGCCAUGUCAGGGCCACUUGGAGUCGUCACUGCAACGUGGUGGUGUUCAUGAGCUCUGUGGAGGACCCAGACUUCCCCACUGUGGGCCUGGGCACUAAGGAGGGCCGUGACCAGCUCUACUGGAAGACCAUUCGAGCCUUCCAUUAUGUCUACGAGCACCAUGCCAAUGAAGCGGAUUGGUUCUUAAAAGCAGACGACGACACCUACGUGGUGGUGGACAACCUGCGCUGGAUUCUGUCCAACCACACCCCUGAAGAGCCCAUCUACUUCGGCAAACGCUUCAAGCCUUACACCAAGCAAGGCUACAUGAGUGGAGGGGCAGGCUAUGUGCUUAGCAAAGAGGCCCUCAAAAGAUUUGUGGAAGGCUUUCGGACCAAAGUUUGCACACACACCACCCCUGUAGAGGACUUAGCACUGGGGCAGUGUUUGGAGAAGAUGGGUGUUGUGGCGGGGGACUCUAGAGAUACUUUGCAUCGAGAAACCUUCCACCCAUUUGUGCCAGAGCACCAUCUAACUGGCAAGUUCUCCAAGAGCUUCUGGUACUGGAGCUAUUGUUACUACGCUAUUGUUGAGGGUCCACAGUGCUGCUCUGACCUGGCAGUAUCUUUCCAUUAUGUAGAAGCAGAGCUGAUGUACACACUGGAAUACUACACCUAUCACCUGAGAGCGUAUGGCUACAGGUCACGCUACCGGCCCCCCUUGCGCCAGAGUCUGAGCCUCGGCCCACUCUCCCAGACAGUCGUGACGGCGAAGUUUAAAGGGGUGCAGGAGGUGACAGAUGGAAGGAUUCACACAACUUCAGCCUUCUUUGUUAGUGGAAACCAAACUAAAGCAGAGACGGAGUCAGAGAAAGCUGGGAAAGACGAUCUAAACUCUGGCGUCACUGAGAACAGGACUGCAGUUACACAUGGCAGGCACCGCUGAUUCUGUGUUUUAGCUGGUUUUGUCUGUGCAUGACUGUGCCAGAGAGCUGUAUUAACCAGUAUGUUGGCCUACUAAUGUUUUUAUUCCGACAGGGCUUUCUUAAUCCGAUCACAGUAUAUUCUAGUCAGUAUGACACUGUAAGAGCUCAGUGUGAGUGGUUAAAAUCUCAUAUGAUUCUGUGGCAGCUCUAUAUGGUUAUAUUUUAACCACGAUAAACAUUAACUUUAGAUUAUUUACAUUGGACAUGAUCAUUUACAGCAACAUUUAAAUGUCACAGUCACAUAUGUAUGCUUGGAAUGAUGCAAGAGGCACAUAGAAUAUCAUUUUAAUGUGUUUUACAAGUACUUGAUCGGAGCCAAUAAUACAGUAGCAGAUGUUUUGAAAGAUUUUUUUUAUCAUUUUUAAUUGUUUUUUUUUUUUUUCUUGAAAUGGAGAGCAGCAACACAUGACAGUGUUUGUCACAACUUUAGCUUCUUUUAUGUAUGGCCUCUUUGCUUUUCUGGUGUUAAAUCUGAUUUUGCUGGUAUUUCUUUUCUGAUGUUCCAUUUUAAUUAUUUAAAACAUUUUUUGGCUUUCUGAAACAAAAUGCAAAAUGACUUUGGAAUUACUGUUUUUUUUUUUUUUGCCUUUGUGUCUUAUUUUUUCUUUUUAAUUUCCCUUUGAAUCUUCUGCAUUUAAAUAGUUAAUGCAGACUCUAAAUUCACAGCCAGCAGUGAUAUGAUUUUUGUUUCUGUAAGAAAAGCAACAACUGUGCUGUGAAAAUGUAUUUUCUUUUUACCUUUGAUUGAUGUGAGAUGCUCUGAGAAGUGCGUACUUGAAACCCCCUGUGCUUCUGUUUGAGAUCGCUGUAGCGUUUGAUGAACACAGUAUUAUACAAAACUCCAAUGAA
Molecule: messenger RNA, 2706 nt
Organism: Dicentrarchus labrax (European seabass)
Lineage: Eukaryota; Metazoa; Chordata; Actinopteri; Moronidae
Gene: c1galt1la
Product: core 1 synthase, glycoprotein-N-acetylgalactosamine 3-beta-galactosyltransferase 1, like a
Exons: 4
Coding region: 591-1817 (408 amino acids)
Cellular component (GO): membrane
Molecular function (GO): N-acetylgalactosaminide beta-1,3-galactosyltransferase activity
Source: RefSeq, a predicted model, not a curated record